Messenger RNA from Paramuricea clavata, 636 nucleotides. The record is from the annotation of a GenBank genome assembly. NCBI's taxonomy places the organism in Eukaryota, Metazoa, Cnidaria, Anthozoa, Malacalcyonacea, Plexauridae.
AUGUGGCUGAGGCGAAAAUGGACAAGUUACUACACAGAAUGGCUGGAUUGGCAAAAUAUUAAAUUGAGAAUAUCAAAUGUAAAAGCUAGAAGGAAAGCUCUAUCAUCUGACGGUAGGUGUUGGUUCAAAGAUUCAACAAGCUGGGCUGAAUAUGGUCAUAUGCGGUUCGCUAAUUGUUGUGACACUCUUGUGUGCAGCAACAGCAAGUGCAUGUAUCAAAGUCAGUAUGGGAUUGUGAACAAGAUGCAGUUCAGCAAAGGAAAGUGCACAGCCUGCGAAGUAACUGCAGCAUCUGUUGCUUGUUGUGCUAGAUGUUACAUUUUUGUCAAAAGACAAAAACUAAGAGUGUUUCACUGUGGUGACCACACUUGUCCAGUGUAUACCAAAUCAGAAAGGCCAGUUGCCAAUGAAAGGGAUGUCCUCAAAAAAGGUCCAACCUUAAAGCCUUCACAAGUUCAGUCAGCUCUGCUUUUUUCAUUGUUGUGGGAAGGAGAAUUGUGGGACAAGAUCGACAAAGAGGCAAGUAAACUAAAAAAUGGUUACAGUGAUGUUCACCUACAGCUUGAUCCACCCUGUAAAUGGAUUUCAAACCAGAAGCAGGCAGUUAGAACUCAAUCCCCAGGGAGAAAACUUUGA